Messenger RNA from Oncorhynchus nerka (sockeye salmon), 1029 nucleotides. RefSeq names its product proline-rich protein 2-like. The transcript has 5 exons. The coding region runs from base 1 to 1029 and encodes 342 amino acids. Lineage: Eukaryota; Metazoa; Chordata; Actinopteri; Salmoniformes; Salmonidae. The record is from RefSeq and is a predicted model, not a curated record.
AUGGCUAGGAGACCGGUGACGUCGACCGCCGAGCACCGCCCGAACAACGAGAGAUUCCCCCGCCCCCCUACCUCGGGCUUCCAGAGGGGAGACCUGAGGUCAACUUUCCCCCGACCCCCUAUCUCGGGCUUCCAGUGGGGACACCUGAGGUCAACCUACCCCCGCCCACCUACCUCAGGCUUCCAGUGGGGAGACCUGAGGUCAACUUUCCCCCGACCCCCUAUCUCGGGCUUCCAGUGGGGACACCUGAGGCUUCCACCCAACCUUCCCCGCUUCCAGUGGGGAUACCUGAGGUCAACCUACCCCCGCUCCCCCUACCUCAGCCUUCCAGUGGGGAGACCUGAGGUCAACCUACCCCCGCCCCCUACCUCGGGCUUCCAGUGGGGAGACCUGAGGUCAACCUUCCCACGCUCCCCUACCUCAGGCUUCCAGUGGGGAGACCUGAGGCUUCCAGAGGGGGGGAGACCUGAGGUCAACCUACCCCCGCCUCCUACCUCGGGCUUCCAGUGGGGAGACCUGAGGUCAACCUACCCCGCCCCCACCCCGUGCUUCCAGUGGGGAUACCUGAGGUCAACCUACCCCCGCUCCCCUACCUCAGCCUUCCAGUGGGGAGACCUGAGGUCAACCUACCCCCGCUCCCCUACCUCGGGCUUCCAGUGGGGAGACCUGAGGUCAACCUACCCCCGCCUCCCCUAUCUCGGGCUUCCAGUGGGGAGACCUGAGGUCAACCUACCCCGCUCCCCCUACCUCAGGAUUCCAUGGGGAGACCUGAGGUCCACCUACCCCCGCUCCCCCUACCUCAGGCUUCCAGUGGGGAGACCUGAGGUCAACCUACCCCCGCCCCCUACCUCAGGCUUCCAGUGGGGAGACCUGAGGUCAACCUACCCCGCCCCCUACCUCAUGCUUCCAAAGGGGAGACCUGAGGUCAACCUUCCCCCGCCCCCCCAACCUACCUCAGGCUUCCAGAGGGGAGACCUGAGGUCAACCUACCCCCACCCCCUACCUCAGGCUUCCAGAGGGGAGACCUGA